AUGAGUACAAGCGCUAGCACGAGUUCCAAGGCGAACUCAGAGGCGGCAUCAGGGUCGAACGACAAAGUCAAUAUGAUAAAAGCGCUGUUGAAGCAUUUAUAUGUGGAUAGAAUCCUGCCGAUAUUGCCGAUCGAGUCAGGCUUACAAACGUAUUCACAGGUGGAAUGCGAUGAAGCAUUUGUUAGAUGCAGAUCGGUUGUGCUGGAUAUCUCGGUGAAUCAGAACCUCAACAGGGUGGUGGAGACAAAUUUGGAUACCAUUGAGAUCAUUUUGCAAGGCGAGACGAUCAUUUCUAAUAAGCUGUCGACGGAAGCCAUCCAGUCGGUCCUGGUCCUUCUCAGGUUAUUGAGCGACAACUUGGAUUACUACUGGGACAAUUUAGACUCAAGGAGGAAAGCGGCAGAGCUCGGUGAGCAAAAUGACACGCACGAAAAGCAAAACAGAUCAUUCACUGGAUCUGUUGUUGGUUAUUCGACUCACAGAUCAGGGUUUCAUGCAACUGCGCCACCACCUUUGGAUUCGGAGAUUGCUGCUAAGUUACUCGAUAUUUGUUCGAGAUUAAAAUUCAAUACAAACACUUUGAAUGUGCUUUUGGGAAUGUCGUAUCAUCUGUAUGGUAAUUCUUCAGUUGUGACUUCUAACAUUUUACCAAAUUAUCAAUAUUUUUUGAAACAAAACGAUUACCCAGAAUAUACUGUUAAGGUUGAUCGCACUUUAGAUUAUCUGUUCAGAUUUAUUGCGGCAUCAAAUCCAGUAGAAUUUUCAAGAUAUAUCCGAAUGACAGUUUUAAAACCGUUACUUGAGAAUCAUCAAAGUAUCGAAUCAAAAAUUAUUCAGCAUGUUGAAUUAUUCGGUUGCUACUAUGUUACUUCUAAAAGUCUUUUGAAAUUUUUAGAAAUGGUAAAAGGUUUAUCGAACUCAAUCAAGAAGACAAUAUACCAUUGCUAUUUACUCCUAUGUGCUUCAAAGGCUUUAAUCUUUUGGAUGUUAUCAAGACCAAGGGACUAUUGUUCUUUAAUUUAUUCCAUGAGAAGAGUUUCUACUGGAUCAACAAACAACACUCAUUCUUCUAUUGGGAAUCUAAAUUCAACAAAUUCAUCUUCUUCAAUACCGGUACAAUCACCAGUGGCAAAUCAAAUUCUAGAUUCAUCAGGUAUUAAUGCAAACGCAAUGGCGUCAUCACUUUAUCAUACCCAAACGUCAAUUAGCGGUAAUAAUAAUAGCAAUCACAAUCAGGAUCGUAAUCAUAAUCAUAAUCAUAGUCAUAAUCAUAAUCACAACCAUAACCGUAACCAUAAUAAUAAUCAUAAUAAUAAUGUUAACGAUAGCAAGACCAUCACUGGUUUGCGUAAUAAUGAUAAAAGUCAAUCUCAGUCUGCCUUCAUGGGUAAUGAACGCAGGAGCACUGCUCAAACAACGACAAUAGCGCCGAAAACGGCCAUAACAACAACAGCAACAACAGCAACAACAGCAAGUUCUUGGCAACCAUCAGAUGCAGUUAUAAAUUUGGAAUCCGAUUCAGACUAUGUUAGAUUGGUUUCACAACUUUCAAUAUCACUAUUUGAUGACAUUUAUUCAACGUUCAAUGUUUCCACCUUACUUACUACCGUGUCAAAUCAUGGGACCCCGACACCACAAACAGCAUCGUCAACAUCUCAACAGUCACAACUACUCCAGGCGUCUUUACUACAGGGUACUCCAUCAAAUGCAUUUCCAUUCUCAGGUCCAUUUUCGCCACCUUUAUCAUCUAAUAUUCCACCAUCAUCAUCAUCACCGACAAAUUUGAUUUCUUCUCCUGGUAGUGAUAAAAGUCAAAAUGUUUACCCCGAGGCAACUGCUGAAUCGACGGGAUUGUAUUCCUUAAGUUUUGAUGAUGCAUCUAGUAAUUCAACAAAAAAAAACCUCGAUACGGAGUUGAAUUUACAGUCACAACCCGAAGUACCUCAUUUUGAUAACGUUUUGGAUCUUUAUACUACUCUAGACGAAAAUGAAUCGAUUUCUCACACAGCAGUUUUGAGAUUUCUUACGACACUUUCAUUAUUGGAUGUUGAUGUUUACGCAGAAUUGAAUUCGACUUCAUUCAAAAAUAUACCGGAUGUUAAUAAAGUUGAGGAAACUAUUGAUAUGUCAGAAAUGGACGAAAAGGAAAAAAAUCAAGGUGGGAUAAAAUAUUUAGCACACGGUUUGAGAAAAUUAACAAUACUACCAUCAUCAAAAAAAAAGUGCAUCAAAUUUUUAACAAUGUUAUUGAGAAAUUUAAACGGUUCACUUUUAGUUUCAGACGUUGCAUUUUUAGACACUACAAGGGCUUUAACAUCAUUGGUGACUUUAACGGCGCCCAUUUCUCUGAUUGAUUCUGAUUUACACUGUGUCAUAUUCACAAACAGAUUAUUUCCAACCUUAUCUGCAAAUUUAAAUUUGGGCAGGAAUAGUUUUCCAGAAGCAACAUUGAAUGUUUCACUGCGUAAGAGUUUAUUGCGUAAUCCGUCUGUUUAUGGAAGAAUUCAAACAGAAUUUUUCGCUGCAGGCAUUCAAAUUGAUCAGGUACGAUUUUUAAAUCAUUUGCAGUCCGAUGAAAUUAUGAGACUUUCAAAUUUAAGAAAGAUCACUCUCUACACUGAAGGUUUUAGAGUUUUUUUUCAAUUACCGUUAACAAUGGAAUUCCUCAAAAUCACAGCCCAAAGGACUUCAGAUUUUUUUAAGAGUUUAUUUUGUUCUAUCCCUGAUACUUUAUUGAAGGCUUGCCCCUAUUUUGAAGAAGAGAUUACUGAUGUUAUUACCGCCAUUUUGGAUGGCUCCAUACUGAAAGAAAUUGGGGAGAAGAGUAUAUUCAAAGAUGGUGCGUUUUCAAUACCUUCUCCAGUUAGUUUUGGUAUACCAUCACAGAUGGUUGCAACGCAAUCAUCAUCAAGUACUAGUGGAACAGAUAAUAUUGGAACUCAAAACAUAUUACCAGUUAUAUCUAGUAGCUCAAGUUCAUCAGAGGCAAGCUCAAUCAAUAGUACAGUCAGCCCACAAGACCAACAAUUAGGAAAUUUAAUUGCACCAAGAGCUAGAAGGGUUUCAAUGGCCUCUAGUUUUAUCAAAAGAGCAUCACUACUUUCAUCACCAGGUGCUUCGGAUGUAGAAAAAUCUCAAGUUUCGCAACGUCCUCAAGUCGAGAAUAUUAUAGGUUCGGGAUCUAUGCGGAAUGCCAAGUCUCCAUUGAGUCAAAGUCGGUCGAGAAGGGCUUCUGAUGAAAGUCAUCCAAAAAUAUCGAGAUCUGUCAAUCUUGCAUCGCUUGCCAAAAGUGUACUUACAACAACAUCUGAUGAGCAGGAUGAUGCCAGAAGAAUUAUGGUUAACAUUUUUAGUAUCUUCAAAAGACUGGCAAGUUUUUUCAUUCUUCCUCAUGUCAGCAAAGUAGAUGAAGCAUGGGCAUCAACAGAUUUUAAAAAUAUUAUCAAACCCAUAUUUGUUGCCAUAAUAGAUAAUGAUAGGAGUCUACAGACAACAGCUCAAUCCUUCAUGGAUAUGCUGAUAAACUAUAUGCCAGAGUUUGAUGACGACAGUGGGUCUGACAAUGUUUGCGGUUUUUAUUUACUCAGCAGCUAUACAAUUACACUUUUCUCAACGGCAUUAUUCGAUUUGAAACUGAAAAGCUCAAAAAGAGAAGUUGUAUUAGAUAUAGUAGUGAAAUUUCUCCAGGUAAGAUCCAACCUAGCAAAAAUUUUAGACAAAUCAGAUGUAAAGGGAGACUUAUUGGAGGCUGAAAGAACUACUUUUCCAUUGAUAUCCGGAACCUUAGGAAGGGCAUUAUUUGUCUCGUUGUAUUUAGAUAAGGGAAGUGUUCAAAAACUUAUAAAAACUGCAUACUUCGAGUAUAGUCAGGCUAUUAGAUUUUAUGAAAAGUCGAUAGGCAAUUUACCUAUUGCUUUCGCAGAUAUGCUUGCAUUUGCAGAUGCAAUGUCUCAAGAUAAUUACGUUGCUUCAGGAUCUGUUGCUUUUCAAAGACGCUUACGGUUAAAUCUAUUGAAGUAUAUUAAACGUCCUGACCCCGUUCUUUUUGAUGCAAUGAAUGUCAUAUAUAGAAAAUGGCUAGAACUUUCCCGAAAUAAGGAAUUUUCACAGGAAGAAUUAGCAAAUUUCAGAAGUUUUGCAGGAAUAAUUGCGUCAAUGUGUGGCGUGUUACUUUCUAUUGAUGACGGGAGUUCCAAUAUACAGUUUCAUGAUCUGAAAAUGCACGUAGCUAAUGAAAUGAACUACUUCAUAAACAAGCAAUGUCAAUGGCUCAAUAAUGCGGACCUUCUCACCAGAGAAAAUUCGAAGGAUAUCCUGAGCACAGAGCUUCAUCCUUUAGCUUUCAAAUUAUUGUUUGCCAAUUUGAAAUCACGUUUAGACGAGUUGGAAGCUGUUGAUCUCACAGAGCCGAAAAACUCCCUCUAUUUUGUUUUACUAGAACAAAUAAUAACGAUUGUGCGAACAAUUUUGAAACGAGAUGAUGACGAACGAAUUCUACUUUUAUUCUCCUUGGAUAUUUUGGAUUUCAUCGAUCAAUUAAUUGAAACAGUCUCCAAAAUUCGUCAUAGCUCAACCAAAUUUUACAAGACGAUUAUUCAUAUGUCAAAAAUGUUUGGUUCUAUGGAGUCAGCGGAAGUUAGCUUGGGAUUUGCAGGGCAUUUUCUACUGAAGAAUAAAUGGUUGGAUUUGGUUACUGGCUGGUUUCAUCUUACAAUUGUCAAAGACUAUGAUUUUGAAAACCUCCGUAAAUCACACAGAGAAAUGGAUUUAAAGCGACGUGAUAUGGAUAUCCUAUUCAUCGACACGUUGAUUGAGUCCUCUAAAGCUCUUUCAUAUUUAACAAAGAAUCUUCCUCUUGAAGUUCCCGCAUCGGUAUCUGAAGAAGAAUUGAAACGAUCGAAGUCUGUUGUAUUUGGAAAUUUUUUCAACAUAUUGUUGAAGGGACUAGAAAAAAGUAUGGACCUGGACAAAUUUCCCGCUUCUCUCAAACAUAAAAUCACUAUUUUAAAUGAUAACGUUAUUAUAGCUUUGACCAAUCUAUCAAAUGCUAACGUCGAUGCGGGUCUGAAAAGUUACUUGCCUAUGGGAUGCUCGAAAAAUAACAACAUAAGGCUGGCUUUUCUGAAGGUUUUUGUUGAUAUUGUGAAUAAUUAUCCAACCCAUAAGAAUAAUCCAGAGCAAUCGGUAAUAGCGGGAUGCAACGAUUUACUUUUGAACCUUAUGGAGUACCCUCAGUUUGCGCUUAAAGCUAUAACAGCUUGCCCUGCUAAUGCUGUUGAUUCCCUAGCUUCAGGAUUUGUGACUGCGUUCGAUAGUCGCAAUGCUGCUCAUGUAAUCGUUUCAGCGCUUAUAGUUGAUGAAAUCAAGAAGGCGCAACGGCACAUGGAUAUUUUGAGAAGAAAUAGCGGUGCUACCAGGGCAUUGUCAUUGUUUUCAAGAUUAAAAGGAGCCAAAUAUUUAGAGCAAACUUUAACUCCAGUAUUAUUAGAAUUGGUUGAGAACGAUGACUCUUUUGAUAUAGAUUCUAAUAUGGGAAUUGACUGUUUUGUCAAAUACAUGACCAAACUAGUCGAUUCCAUUACAGAUUCUGUUCGUUACUUCCCAGUUGAACUCUUUUUCAUCUGUCAGGUUAUUUACAAGUCAGUAAAGGAGAAAGUCCCUGAUUACGCCUAUGUCGCUGUCGGAUCUUUCGUGUUUCUGAGAUUUUUUUGUCCCGCAUUAGUAAGUCCUGAAUCUGAAAAUAUAAUAAAUGUUUCACAAGUCAAGUACAAGCGUUCAUUUAUCAGCUUAGCCAAGGUUAUUCAAAGCAUAGCCAAUGGUACUGAUAAUAUAAAUAAAUGGUCGUGUUUAGCGUCACAAAAUGACUUUUUGAACGAAUGUCGAGACAGAAUUUUCAAAUUUUUGAAGGAAAUAUGCAGGACUGAUCGCAGCAUUGAUAUUCCCAUAAAUAGGGACUCUACUCCCGUGCAGUUUGAAUUUAACUUUCUGCAUAAGUUUUUGUAUCAGCAUGAAUUACACAUUAGAAGAAACAUUUUGAAUAACAUGAAGCAUUCUGAUGAGUUUGAGCUAGCAAAAUACAUCAUUUUAAUGGUGGACAAAAAUAUGGCUGUUAUAGGUCAACCAAAAGUGGAAUUCAGAAAUGAGAUCCCUGCAUAUAUUAUCGACCACAUGGAUGAAUAUCCACAGCUCUACGAAUUCAUGAGCCGACAUGCUUUUAGGAAUGUGGAUGCUAUAAACAAUCAUUCACCUUAUGUUCGCGAAUCGAUGUCACCCGACGGCCUGCCAGUGCUUACUUUAACAUUUGGUAAUUUUAAUAGUGGAGGAAUCGAUAUAGAUACUGUUGUCUACAGGACGUUUCAAAUAUAUGCUCGACUAUGGCCAGUGAAGCACUAUAUACUUUUAGACUGUACUUCGUUUGAUAACAAAGAAGUUGACGUUGUAAAGCUCACAUCGUUAUUCACUGGUCUACUUCCUCCACUUGCAAUUAGGAACUGUAAAGGUUAUUUCUACUUCAAUGUAACCGAGUCCUUCAUAAUAGCAUGGGAAGACCUGUUUGAUGCCAGUAACCCUUAUGUGUUCAACAAGGUUCCUCAUCAUUUCAUCAACAGUUAUAUGGACGCCGACUUUUCGAAAUCACUGGGCAUGUCAGGCAAAAGUCUGGAAGUUCUACAAGACGUGCGUGUUUCUUUACAUGAUAUUGCAUUGUUUGACGAAAGGUAUAAAAGAUUUACCCCAGUUUCUUUAAAAAUUGGUAAUAAGUAUUUUCAGGUUCUUCAUGAAACAUCGAGGCAAUAUAAGAUACAAGGCUGGGACAAGCUUCUCGAUAUCAAAAUGAAUGAUGUUUACGAGAUUUCGAAUGUUUUAUCUGUCAACCUAUCGUCUACCACAGGGGUUGCCUCCGAGUUUACGGUUGAUUUACAGGGUGGUAUGAUGUUAAUUUUCUGCAGUUCAAAAUAUUUGGAGAUUGUGAAAAUGUUUUACUACGCCUUAGAUAGACUGGAAGAUGAAUAUGAAUACGAAGCACCGGAGCGGGUGCAAUUGAUAAGUGAAUCUUCCAAUGAUACUAAUCUUACAGAACUGAAAGAGCGACGCCAGGUUAUAGGUCACCUUGUUUUGAUCGUCUGGGUUGGUUUACUGAACGAGGACGAGGCAAUCAAAGGCAUAUCUUACAAUUUGAUGGCUGCUCUUCAAGAUACAUUCAAUUUAAAAUGCGGAAUCAACUUGUGGCAAACACCAGAGGUUUUUGUUCCGUAUGAUUGUACAACAUUUCUUUCUGUGAUAUCCCGAUCCAUCGCCAAGUCUGCUCCCGAUCUAACAGUAUACAUUUGGAAGUAUAUGUUAGAGGGACUGGAAGGUAAAAUUAUACCACAUGAAUAUAUUCCACAGACGAUAGUAUGCUUAUCUGAUUGGAUACCAAAUCUUUACCAUCAUGUUUACAUGAUGGACGAUGAAGAAGGUCCUGAAAUUACGUCGCGUAUAAUUCGCUCAUUAAUUAGCCUAUCAAUUUCAAUUCCAGGUUUUACGACAAUUUACUUGCAACACAUGUGGGUUCUACUAGCUGUUGAUGGUAGCUUAACAUCAUUGAUUGUGGAGGAAGUGAUAAAUUAUGCUUUAGAUAGAGAUUCGGAGAAUCGUGAUUGGGAAAAGGCCAUUUGCCUGUUCAAUGGGUUGCCAACGGUUGAUGUCGCAUCCAAUAUUGUAGUAAGACUUAUGAAAAUGAUCAAAUCUUCUCUGCCAUCUUUUACGGCAGAAUCCUCCACUCAAAGCUGGUCAGAACUAACGAUAUUGGUCAAGACAAGUAUACCCCUAUUUUUUGAAUCAACGCUUUUAGCCCAAUUGUUCCUCCCUGAAACGCUAUUUAUCAUCUCUUUAUUAAUUGAUGUAGGGCCUACUGAAAUCCGUUCCUCUCUGCACGAAUUAUUGAUCAAUAUUUGCCAUUCCUUAAUCAUAAAUGAUGCACUCAAUGAUGACCAAAGAAAAGUUCUAAAUGAAGUCUGUGCAACUUUUUCACGACAAAUGUCAAAGUUUAUGUUUGGAUUUAGUCAAGAUAAAGGUCGUAUAUUACCGAGUUUUAACUCUUCCUCCUUUUCCAGCAAAUUUGCAGCGCUGGAGCAUUUCACCACUAAUAUUGUAUUAUUGAUGGACAGUUCUUCAAAAUCGGAAUCUUCACACUGGAAGACAAGAUUCAAAAAAUAUCUAAUAGAUGCCGUCUUUAAUACUGAUUCGUUCUUAUCAGCCCGAGCCAUGAUGAUUUUAGGUAUUUUGAGUGCCAGUUCAGUUUCAGAGGUUCUCUGCAGAAGCUUAUUGGGUGAAACCAUGAAAAUAACGGCUGUACCUCAGGUAAAUGAUGAGACGUUGUUUAUAUCUAUUGCCCACACUUUCACCUACGGAAAACUUGUCGAAGGCUUAGACCCAUCGUUAGACCUCAUGAAAGAAUUGUUUUGGUUAAGUACAUCUCUUUCAGAUUCAAUAAACUCCGUGGUCUUUGAGGGUGGAUUACUUUUCCUGACGAAUUGUUUGAAUCGCCUUUAUAAGGUUUAUUUUGAGAAUAAGGAGGAACAACGUCUGAUGUCUUCAAUUCUCAUGGAUUCCCGUCAAUUCGCGAGAUCGUUACUUGAUGCCCUGUCAGAAUACGGUGAGGCUGUUUGGACGGAGAAAAACUUCUCUCAUAAUUUAAUUGCAGUUAUUAGCAGAGGACUUUCCAUUCCUUUUGUGAAAGCCGAGGCACUGGAUUGUCUGAGCUCGUUUUUCAAAAAUGCUUACCGUGAACACCAACUCCAUCCGGAGUCCACUCAUUACUUAAGUCAUAUGUUCAUACUGUUUCUUUUCCAAUCCCCUGAUCAGUUUGCAGUGGUUUUGGAGGAAGUUGGGUUUGUAGACGAUGUCGUUGUUCUGAACGAGAAUUACAAUUUGCCCAAGAAGUUAGCUCUUUGGCUAAGCUCAGAUGAUGAAUGCUCAGGCAUAACUCUCUAUCAAAGUGCUCUAUUAUUCAAUAAAAGCAUCUCAGACGAGCCUUCAAAGUUGAGGUACGUGCUUGUGAUAAGAUAUUUAAUCAACAAGAAUUCAGUUUGUGUCUUCAAGAUAUAUGGUGUUAUUCGGGAGGAACUAAGGAGAAUAUCCAAUAUGGACAUGAACUCAGAUUGUGUUGCUGUAUCUUUCGAUAUCAUCAAAUUAUUGGUGAAGUAUUCAGAGUUUAAUGACUUGAUAAAAUACAAUGAGAGAAGUCUGAGAGAUAUCAAAAAAAGGGGAUUGGGUCCAAUUAUGAAUAUCAGGAUUUUUGAUCCAACAUAUGGAAAUUCACUCACAGCCUUUGCAGAUCAUGAAGGAGUAAUUUAUCAAAAAAAGAAAAUACUCACGAUGAUUUUGUGCAGAAUGACAUGUUAUAUAUAA
Zygotorulaspora mrakii is the source of this 9390-nucleotide messenger RNA. Its product is annotated as RasGAP domain-containing protein. The transcript has a single exon. The coding region runs from base 1 to 9390 and encodes 3129 amino acids. Gene Ontology annotation, biological process: regulation of GTPase activity. The record is from RefSeq and is a predicted model, not a curated record. Lineage: Eukaryota; Fungi; Ascomycota; Saccharomycetes; Saccharomycetales; Saccharomycetaceae.